Messenger RNA from Oncorhynchus gorbuscha (pink salmon), 1635 nucleotides. Its product is annotated as proline-rich extensin-like protein EPR1. The record is from RefSeq and is a predicted model, not a curated record. Bases 1 to 1635 code for a protein of 544 amino acids. The transcript is spliced from 2 exons. Lineage: Eukaryota; Metazoa; Chordata; Actinopteri; Salmoniformes; Salmonidae.
AUGCCAGAGUCUGAAGAGGCUGGGGUACUGUUUGAAAAGCACAAGAUGACCCCGUCAGCUAUCUCCAGUAGACAUGGGGAGCAGACAUUCCCCCAUCCCUGCUAUAUCCCCAUCCUCUGCCCACCCAAACCCCUCUCAGCAACCGCCACCUCUCAUCUCCCCCUCAGAGCAGACAUUCCCCCAUCCCUGCUAUAUCCCCAUCCUCUGCCCACCCAAACCCCUCUCAGCAACCGCCACCUCUCAUCUCCCCCUCAGAGCAGACAUUCCCCCAUCCCUGCUAUAUCCCCAUCCUCUGCCCACCCAAACCCCUCUCAGCAACCGCCACCUCUCAUCUCCCCUCAGAGCAGACAUUCCCCCAUCCCUGCUAUAUCCCCAUCCUCUGCCCACCCAAACCCCUCUCAGCAACCGCCACCUCUCAUCUCCCCCUCAGAGCAGACAUUCCCCCAUCCCUGCUAUAUCCCCAUCCUCUGCCCACCCAAACCCCUCUCAGCAACCGCCACCUCUCAUCUCCCCUCAGAGCAGACAUUCCCCCAUCCCUGCUAUAUCCCCAUCCUCUGCCCACCCAAACCCCUCUCAGCAACCGCCACCUCUCAUCUCCCCCUCAGAGCAGACAUUCCCCCAUCCCUGCUAUAUCCCCAUCCUCUGCCCACCCAAACCCCUCUCAGCAACCGCCACCUCUCAUCUCCCCUCAGAGCAAACAUUCCCCCAUCCCUGCUAUAUCCCCAUCCUCUGCCCACCCAAACCCCUCUCAGCAACCGCCACCUCUCAUCUCCCCCAGAGCAAACAUUCCCCCAUCCCUGCUAUAUCCCCAUCCUCUGCCCACCCAAACCCCUCUCAGCAACCGCCACCUCUCAUCUCCCCCUCAGAGCAGACAUUCCCCCAUCCCUGCUAUAUCCCCAUCCUCUGCCCACCCAAACCCCUCUCAGCAACCGCCACCUCUCAUCUCCCCCUCAGAGCAGACAUUCCCCCAUCCCUGCUAUAUCCCCAUCCUCUGCCCACCCAAACCCCUCUCAGCAACCGCCACCUCUCAUCUCCCCCUCAGAGCAAACAUUCCCCCAUCCCUGCUAUAUCCCCAUCCUCUGCCCACCCAAACCCCUCUCAGCAACCGCCACCUCUCAUCUCCCCCUCAGAGCAGACAUUCCCCCAUCCCUGCUAUAUCCCCAUCCUCUGCCCACCCAAACCCCUCUCAGCAACCGCCACCUCUCAUCUCCCCUCAGAGCAGACAUUCCCCCAUCCCUGCUAUAUCCCCAUCCUCUGCCCACCCAAACCCCUCUCAGCAACCGCCACCUCUCAUCUCCCCCUCAGAGCAGACAUUCCCCCAUCCCUGCUAUAUCCCCAUCCUCUGCCCACCCAAACCCCUCUCAGCAACCGCCACCUCUCAUCUCCCCCUCAGAGCAGACAUUCCCCCAUCCCUGCUAUAUCCCCAUCCUCUGCCCACCCAAACCCCUCUCAGCAACCGCCACCUCUCAUCUCCCCUCAGAGCAGACAUUCCCCAUCCCUGCUAUAUCCCCAUCCUCUGUCCACCCAAACCCCUCUCAGCAACCCCCACCUCUCAUCUUCCCCUCAGAGCAGACAUUCCCCCCUAAACUCCCCCAGACCCCCAGUCUCCAUCGCUCACCCCCUCCCCCAUGCUGA